AUGGCAACCUCAGUUGAUGGGAUUGAAACUGUGGGUGAAGUUGCUGGGACCACACCCUACGACUAUGAGGGGGCACUGCCAUGCGAGAAAAGCAAUGUCAAGGAGCUGGCGGCCCAGUUCCUGCCGCCACUGUACUCCCUGGUGUUCAUGAUUGGUCUGCUGGGCAAUGUAGUGGUGGUGGUGAUCCUCACAAAAUACAAGAGGCUCCGUAUUAUGACCAACAUCUACCUGCUCAACUUGGCCAUUUCUGAUGUGCUCUUCCUAGUCACGCUGCCAUUCUGGAUUCACUAUGUUAGGUGGAAAGAGUGGGUUUUUGGCCACCACAUGUGUAAGUUGCUCUCCGGGCUCUAUUACAUGGGCUUGUACAGCGAGAUCUUCUUCAUCAUCCUCUUGACCAUAGACCGGUAUCUGGCCAUCGUCCACGCCGUGUUUGCCCUUCGAGCCCGGACAGUCACUUUUGGUAUCGUUACCAGCAUCUUCACCUGGGGCCUGGCAGGGCUAGCAGCCCUCCCUGAAUUUUUCUUUCAUGAGACCCAAGAGGAGGCUGGACUGACUAUCUGCAGUCCUCUUUACCCAGAGAAUAAUGUAAAUGCCUGGAAGCAAUUCCAUGCUCUGAGAAUGAAUAUCCUGGGUCUCGCUCUGCCUCUGCUCGUUAUGGCCAUCUGCUAUUCAGGAAUUAUUAAGACACUGCUGAGAUGCCCCAGCAGAAAAAAAUACAAAGCCAUUCGACUCAUUUUUGUCAUUAUGGUGGUCUUCUUUAUUUUCUGGACACCCUACAAUCUGAUUGUCCUACUCCUUGCUUUUCAAAUGCACUUGGAGACCGAUUGUGAGCAGAGCAGACAGCUGGACCUGGCCAUGCUGGUGACCGAGGUGAUCGCCUACACGCACUGCUGUGUCAACCCCGUGAUCUAUGCCUUCGUUGGUGAGAGGUUCCGGAAGCACCUCCGCCACUUUUUCCACAGACAUGUGGCCAUCUACCUGGGCAAAUUCAUGCCAUUUCUUCCUAGUGAAAAAUUGGAAAGAGCCAGCUCUGUCUCCCCAUCAACAGGGGAGCAGGAACUCUCUGCUGUAUUUUAG
This is a messenger RNA of Budorcas taxicolor (takin), 1077 nucleotides long. RefSeq names its product C-C motif chemokine receptor 3 (gene CCR3). Gene Ontology annotation, cellular component: membrane; cytoplasm. Gene Ontology annotation, molecular function: C-C chemokine receptor activity. Lineage: Eukaryota; Metazoa; Chordata; Mammalia; Artiodactyla; Bovidae. The record is from RefSeq and is a predicted model, not a curated record. Gene Ontology annotation, biological process: G protein-coupled receptor signaling pathway; immune response; inflammatory response. The transcript has a single exon. Bases 1 to 1077 code for a protein of 358 amino acids.